AUGAAUGGAAAUUGGUAUUCGUGGUCAAUAGGUUCAACUCCAAACGAUUAUGUUUUGGCAUGGCGUCAUACUUAUAAUAUAUUAUUAAACAAAGGUAUAGAUGCAACAAGAUUUCAAUGGGUUUGGAGUGUAAAUCGUAAAGACUAUGGUCAAUAUACUGCAGAAGAAUAUUGGGUUGGAGAAAAUUAUACACAUUGGCUAGGAAUUAAUGGAUUUAAUGGAGGUUCAAGUGCAAAUUGGAGUAAAUGGGAAUGGCCAAAUGAAAUUCUUGAUAAUAUGAUGGGUCGGUUACACAAGUUAUCAUCAACAAAACCGAUGUCUCUGAAUGCAUAUGCAACAGUUGGCGUACGAACAGGAAAUACUACAGAUGUGCAGUCAAAAAAUGAAUGGCUGCGCCAAAUGUGUGAUUAUAUAAAUAACAAUAACAUUAAAAUGGCAUCUUAUAAUAAUGUUGAUGGGCCUAACGAAGAUAAUAUGGUAUUUGGUGGUACACACGGUGAUGUAAUUUGGAAUAAUUUUAAGGCAUAUUCAGCCUAUAGAAAUUGUUUACAGUCUAAUGAUUGGAUAGAACCAAACAUUACUAAUCCAAGACUUAUUACUGACGAACAAUUUGCUGUAAUAGUGUUUUUACAAGAUGAAAACAACCUUUCAACGGACGUAUUUGAAGCUGGUAUGGCUAAUACAGUACGAGCAACUGAAGCAAUUAAAGGAAAUACAUCUUGA
Messenger RNA from Rotaria sp. Silwood1, 723 nucleotides. The record is from the annotation of a GenBank genome assembly. NCBI's taxonomy places the organism in Eukaryota, Metazoa, Rotifera, Eurotatoria, Philodinida, Philodinidae.